UCUUAUUCCUUGACGAAAGAAACAAUAACAACAACAACAACAACAAUAAAUUGAAGCAAAAAUACGAAUUAAAAAAGGAGAAGAAAACACUUUUGUUUUUGAACAUUGUGAUGUUUGCACCAUCGCUUAUUUUAAGAAUCUCUCUCAAUCUUCCCCGUAAUAGUUCAAAUAUAUUGAAGGAAAAGUAAGUGAUAAAUCAGAUGGCUUGAUGCAAACAAUAUGUACAUACACAAAAUUUGAAAAACACAAGAGACGGACAACUAAAAUGAGUGAAAAAAAAUAUAUUGUGUGCGUUUCGAUGAAGAUUCUCUUUCACUAGCGCACAACAUAAUCAAAAAGUGUUUGUUUUUUUUUCCUUCUAUCGCAACGAUGAAAAACAAUUCGAUUAACAAGAAAUAAAAAUUCAGCAUUAAAGUGACACAUACACACACACACACACACACACAAAUUAAAACAAUUGGAACUUAAAUCGACGAAAUGUUUAUAGUGUAAAAUCAUAUAUAUUUGUGUGUGAAUUAAAUAGAAGUAAUAACAGUAAGCAAAAUUUUUCAAUUUGGCUUGCAAAAACGUUUGCAAAGUGAUUUUAAUUUGUGGUGUAAUCAAUAAUAAUAGAAGUCGAAGAAGAACUGGGAGAGGGAAACAAUUGAAAGAAAACAGUUGAAAAAUAUUUGCGUUUGCCGUCAUCAGAAAUCAACCGAAAUGGAUAGCAUGAUAUCAAAUUCAACAUCGAAAAUUGUGAAUAUCGUCGCCACUGUCAUCGUUGUAAAUAUCUUAAUGUAAACGAAAUUCACGGUGGCCAGCCAAAUAAAUUCAUAUAAUUCGAAAUGAAUCGGCUUAAAAUGGAUGCGUAUCAUACGUUCACACAAAAUCAUAGUCCUCCAGCAAGCCCCAGAGAGUGAACGCAACGAGCGAAAACAAAUCAAGAGGAAACAGAAGUAGUAUAAGAAGUAAAACCAUGUUUAAAGGAAAUUGAACGAUUAAAUGUAAGCUAAAUUAACGAUUUUUCUGAACUCUAAUGCGAAAAAGAAAAAGAAAUAACAAUCAAAUCCAAAAUCGAAUCAAAUCGAAUUGAGUGAAUUAUUACGAAUGGAUUCGCACGAAACGGAUUCGAAGUCGUCGUCAAGGAAUUUAAACAGCAAAUUAACCGAACAAGUAGUCACCGACCUCUCGAUUGAUGCCGAUUCGAGUGCGACACUAACAAGCAGCAGUAGCAUUGCCAAUACGAACGAACACAAGGGCAAUGGCAUUACUAUUCAAUCCAAUCACGAACACAAUGUACCUGAUAAUUCACAGCAAUCGCAUCAUGCGCAUCAAUCGAAAGUGCCACAUACCCGAUCUACAUCGAUGACCGGCGAUAUGGUGACCAAUAUUGCAUCCACAUCUGAUGUGGCCACAAACAGCCCUGGCAUAUCAUCAUCACGUAAAAGUAAACAACGUAAAUCCGAUUCAUCAUCAUCGUCACCAGCCAUGUCACCAUCAUAUAUCCAAAAAAAAAUACACUGUGUAAAUAAAGUAGAUGUGAUGCAUUCAAAUGACAAUAAAGAGAAUGUUCCUGGUAUACAUGGCCAGUAUGGAAGUCCAGUGGAACAUCGUUUGGAUUCGCCAAAGUAUGCGCUCCAACAAAAUUCACCAAACACACCAUUAUCAAGUUAUAAGAGUCCACCAAGUACACAUUCAUCACCAAUGUAUACCGCACACGAGCCCCGUACCGAUUGUAAUAUUUUCACAUAUUCACCCCUUAUCACCGAACCGUUCAAAAACUCGACAUACUUUCAUUUUCCCGAUGUUGACACACCGUCACCUUUGGCAACAUCACAAGAGGCAUCUCGAGCCCAUACUCAACAACUGUCGGCCACUACGUUCAGUACCCUCAACAAUAACAAUGUGAUCAUUGCAACGGAUGACAAGCAAAACAAUCAAGCCACUUUAAUAAACAACAACAAUAAUAACAACUACAAUAGAAGCAAUUACAGCAGUAGUAACAUUCAAAUUGUAACAUCGGAUGAAUGCUGUAGCAGUGCACCAAAGCCAAAAGCAAAAGAGACGGACGGGCGACGAGCACGUUUAAAGUCAAUUUCUUUGGAUUCGGAUAGUGCCAAAAUGGUGGAGGGGAAUCUUUGUAUUCCAGUUGAAGAGCUAAUGGAACGUGCAAUGGCUCAAACGACAUCAUCAUUUGAUGAAAGUACACCAUUUCAUUCGCCGGCCAAAUUAACAUCGGCCGAACAUCAAUCGCAUACGAAAUGCUUAUCAAAAAAUAUCAAUCAUUUGGUAUUGGAUUUAACGAUUAAAGAUGAUUCAUUGCCAACGGUUGAUUAUCAAUCGUCGCCAAGCGACACAAAAGAUGAACAUUUCAAAUUUACAUUGUCAAGAUCGAAAUCGACAACACCAAAAACACCAACACUCACACAAACUCGACAAAAGGCCGUUUCACUGGAUUCAGAACCAUCAAUUAAGUAUGAUAGAGAAUGUACGAUGUCGGGCAUGGGCCCAUCGGAAUUGAUGGGACCGCAUCAAUCCGGUGUUGGCGGUCAAAUGGCAAUGAUGCGAAAUAAACCACAUUUAUUGUCGAAUUUUUUGUGUGUUGAAAGUAAUGCAUCAAUGUCGGUACCGACCACACCACGACGUCAGCAAAUCCUUAAAAAUUCAUUGAGCAAAUUGAAUACCAACAAAGGGAUUGGACAUCGAAAAUCUGGUUUUGCAUCGAGCGCUGAAUAUUUUGCGAGUAAAAAAGCGGCCGAACGUAAAUGUAACGAAAAAUUACAAUUGAAUCCAGAAACUGAGCCGAUAUUAGAGGGAACGGUGGUUGAUUAUUACGAUGAUGUGUAUGCAUGCGAUCAUGAAAAUACGAGCAGCUUUGAAACCAGCACAGACGAUGUCGAUUGUGACAUAAUCUGUGGGUCGGCAAAUAGUUUAAUUACCAAUUGUGGCAUCAGUGGCAGCGGUGGCGGAGGCGGUGGCGGAGGCGGUGGCGGAACAAACAAUCAUAGUAAUAAUAAUACGGGCAGCAAUUUUUUGGGCUUUCGAAGUAAUAUGAGUGCGGCCGGUCUAAGUUUAUCAAAUUAUAGUUUAUCAAACUUUCAAGGUUCACAUUGCAGUCUAACACGUUCCAAUUACAAUAUAUUUGGAAUGACGACGGCAGCAGCAGCGACAGCAACAUUGACGGCUGCAUCAUCUGGCGCUGUAAAUCAAUCAAUAAAUAGUCAAAAUGUACCUAAACCAUGUUUGGCGACCAGUAAAUUUUUUGCACCAUCGACAGCGACAACGGUCGCGCCAUCAUCAUUCACAUCAUCGACAACAGCACAUCAACAUUAUCAACCGACGACAAUCAGCAGUAAUAGUACAACGAUACCGAGCUCACGAUCAAAUUUUUGCAUGAAAAAGAAUUUACUUCAACGUCGCGGUUCGAAUACAAGUUUAACAUUAAAUAUUGUUGGUGGUGCGCAUACAGUAAAUAGUAGUACACAAAUGCAAUCGACAUUGAAUCGUUUCAAUAGUCAUAAUUCAUUGAAUGUUAUGAGCAGACAAUUUGAUAUGCAACGUGCCAAUACAACAUUAGCAACGACUAAAAAAGGUUUAUUAGAACGACGAAAUUCAAAUGCCAGUCUAACGCUACAAUUGGAAUGUCGAUCGAAUAUACAAAAACGUGCGCUCAGCACAUCAAAUUGCUAUUUUCGCGGUUCGGAUCUAAGCUUAAACAGUAGCAAUAAUUUUGAAUCUCAUUUAGAAGAUCAUCGAAUAUGCACAAUGUGCGGUGGUGGUGGAAUAUUAAAGAAAACAACAAAACGAUCAACAUCGGCAUCGGGAUGCAAUAGUGAUAGUCGACGCGGUGUUCAAACACAUUAUCAAACUCACGAGACAAAUUCGGAAGAUGCGCUUGAUGACGAUGACGAUGACGACGACGACGACGACGACGAUGACGAUGACGAUGACGAUGAUGAUAAAAAAUCAAUCGGCUAUGAUGACAAUCGAACAGCAGCGAAUCGUACGGGUUGUCGAAAAUUUUUUAGUUCGGAAAAUUUAAACGUUCAUAAUACAUUUUCAUUGUGUCAACCGCCAAUAAAAACGAGUUCAGUGGUCGAUUUAAAUCAAUCGAAUAGCGAAAUGGACGAUGUUUAUGAUGAUCAAGAUACAACAUAUUGCCCAUGUACAACAUCAAUCAUACGAAAUAUCACAACAAAACCAUUAAGCCCACAAACCACAUCCGAAGAUUUUAAAAUUUAUUUGGCAAAUAUACAAAUUUUACAAAAUGCAUCGAAUAUAUUAACCGAUCAUAAAUUAACAACGCUUAGCAAUGUAUUUAAUCGAAGCUAUGGCAGAAUGGCUGCAAUUGAUGGCCGAACAAAUGUCAGCAAUGAUGACGAUGACAAAACAUGCAAAUCGUGCGAAACAACGUGUACAAUUUGUAAAACAUGUAAAUCAUGUCUAACUAAAUGCCAUUGUGAACAGAAUUUUCUACUUACCAAUUUGCAUCAGGAGUUCUGGGACUUACCAACCAAUUACCAAGAGAAACCGCUUGUGUUCGGCUCACAAGUGAAAAAUCGAUAUAAAACCAUUUUGCCAAACGAACAUUCGCGUGUCAUUCUUGAUGCGGAAUUCGAUGCAACUAGUCAAGCAAGAGAGCAACCCACAUCUGAAUUGUACAUCAAUGCCAAUUAUAUUAAGGGUCCUGAUUAUACUCAAAACUCUUACAUUGCCACACAAGGACCGUUAACAAAUACCAUUUAUGAUUUUUGGCUAAUGGUUUAUCAAAAUUACAAGAAAAAUCUUAAAUCAAAUGGUGGCAAUGUGGAUACAUUGCCGUUUCAACAAAAAAUCGCAAUGCUCACCGAUAUAAUUGAAAAUGAUGAAUCAAAAUGUGCAAUUUAUUUUCCACAAAAUGUCAAUCGAUUUCUAUGCUUUCUAAGCAAUGAUGAGCGACGCCAAAAAGAUAGCCAACAAUCACAAAAUCAACUGGAUACAUAUUUUGCGGCCCAUGAAUGUGAAUGGUUUGAUUUAGCGCAACCAAAUGAAAUUCAUACGGAAGUAAUUGGUGAACAUUUGCUCGAUUUUCCAAAGUUUAAUUUCAAUUUUUUUGCUAUAAAAACGGUUGAUUGUCUGAACAAAGGCGGAUACACAAUACGAAAAUUUCAUUGCAUGUAUCAUACAUUUGAGCGACAAAAUAAGGGCAUAACAGUGAUUGAUAGUGAUGUAAAUGUGGCAUUAACACCGGCCGUUGAACACGAACGUAAAGUACAACUUUUUGUUGUAUAUCAUUAUUGGUUUCCACAUUGGCCCGAUCAUCGUUCGCCCGAAAAUGUUGACGUCGUACUCGACAUGUGUAUUAAUCUUAUCGAUUCGGAUUGUGAACAAGAACUAUUAUACGCACAUAAUGAUCUCUCAGCCAAUGACGCAGCAGCUACGAAAUUUAAAACUGGCGAAGAUUCAACACAACAAAGUGCGAAUGAACUUCAAAUGAAUAAGAUACACAGCAUGCCAACGAUGCUAAAUCAAAUACCAUUCAAUGGAACUAUUCCCGUUAUUCAUUGUUCGGCUGGGAUUGGGCGAACUGGUUGUGUGGCAGCUAUUUUGAAUGGUUUACGUCAAUUGCGUUUGAGCUAUUUAUCGUCGUCAACGUCAUCAUCAUUAAAUGCUGACACAACAACGAAACAUGCGUCCGUCGAUGUGUUGGGCAUAGUAAGCAAUUUGAGGCUACAGCGUGGUGGAAUGGUGCAAAACAGUGAACAGUAUGAGUUAAUUCAUCGAGCUUUAUGCCUAUAUCAUCAACGCUACUUAUCGAAAUAAAGCAAACCAACCAUUUUUUUUGAUGUGUUUUUAAAUUGAUGUCUGCAAUGAACAAAUCGAACAAAGAACAAUCAAGAGUUUAUUCAAGUAUGGAUAUGCUACAAUAUUAUUUUCUAAAAUAAAAAAAUCGUGAUGUUGACAGCGCCAAAACAACAACCCGACCGAAAUUGAUUACCGAUAAAAUGUUCGUUUUGGUUUAUGUCGGUCAAUUCGUCAUUUUACUGCAAUAAAAUUUUGGCAUAAACAAAAAAAGAAAUCAAUUCGAAUACCCAAAUGAAUGAAAACCAGAUACUUACACAAAAAAAAAUAUGAAUAUACAUUUGAAAUUUAGAGACAUUUGUGUACAUGGAUAUUUUAGUGAAAUAGAAAAAAAAAACCGAACCUAAAACACUAAUUCAGUGUAUUAAUAUGAUGAAUGUGUGAUUUUCCUAUUACUUUUUUUAUAUCCAUAUACUGUAUGAUAUACAAAUGUGAAUAGAAACAGAUUCAAAUUCCAUUGCUACAUAAAUCUUUGAUAAAUCAAGGAACACAAUUGUUGGAUGUACAUCAUCUCUUUAUGAUAUUGGGGUUAUUUUUUGUAUAGAUAAUUUCAUGUAUAUUUUCCGUCAUAUCCGUGUAUGAUUCGCAUCCAAAAUCAGUUCUUCAUCAUCCAUACACGCAACGGCAACGCCGAAUAUCGAGUAAUUCUCAGAUCAAACGAGUUCUAAUGAUUAUGAGUUUUAUGAUUAAUUCAAAACGCAAUAUCGAAUGAUCGCUAAACGAAAAAGAUUACCGUAUAUUUCUUAUUUUUGGCAAGAGAACUUUUUGCAAGACUUGAUAACAAUUUUUGAAUAUAUAUAUUGACAAUUUUUCCAAAGUUUAUUUACAAACACAGAGAGGACUUUUUUGUUAAUGAAAAAAUGACGUUUGAGUAUGAUUGACUUAAAAAAAAAAAAAAUAAUAAUAACCUGUGGCAUUUCAAGUGAUCAAAUAUGUUUUCAUUGUAGAAUUUUUGUCGAUUUUUUUUUCAUUUUUGGAUUAAGUCACAGUCAAAAACCAAAUUAGAAUCAUUUUCGUUUAUUCUUUUUGUGAAUUCUUCAUGUGCCACGAAUACUUAUCCAAAAUGAAACUAGGCAUUUUUGUUUUUCGUACAUUUUUUUUCGGUUAAAAUUUCCGACUUCUGUCACAUGGUGAAUCUUUUUUUUGGUGUUAUGUCUUGCUUUUUUGUGUAAUAUUUCUAUAAGGAAAGUAAAAAAAUUGCCGCCACAUACUUUAAUGCGCCGAUUUUUUCAUAUCGUUUUUUUGGAACAUUGGUGGAAGACAUUUGAAUCAGAUGGAGAGUCAAUGAGAUUAUAUAAUUUUAUUUAUUUAUACAAAAACAAAAGAAAAAACUUGUCAUUUUUUGAAAACAUUUGAAAUUCUUCCAGUUUUUCUCUUUACUUUUUAUACCAUGGAAAAAUAAGAGUAUGUUGCACAGAGAGAUAUUUCAUUGAUGAUCAAUCUUAAUUUCGAUUUCCGUAAUUAAGUGAUUCAAUUGUAAUUUUGCCAGAAUUGACUGAUGAAUUUGUUAGUUCAGCUGUGAAGAAGUCGACCUGUACUUUUGAUGCUAUCAUUUGUGAAAAUCAGUGCCUAGAAUAAGAUUCACAAAGACACAUUUUUUUUAAAAAUGUCCCUCUCCAUUCAAUUUGAAUAAACACAUUUUCCCAGUUCUUUAUUCACUGGUUCUAAAAAAGACCCAGAUUAAUUACCUUUUUGAGUGGCUCUUUCAUGUGAUGCAACAUCGGUUUUGAGUCGAUUCGACAUUUAUUCGAAUCAAAAUAUCAUAAGGAACGACAAAUAAAAUUGAAUAGGAUUAUAAUAUAGAUGGGAGGAAUGAAAGUUGGUUUCGUCGAUGGUAAAACCACAUUUCUGUAUGGCUAUGUAUGUCAAUUUAAUUAUACCCGAUAAAAAAAAAUAUAUUGAAAGAAAGUAUGUGUAAUAGAAAGAAUAUUUAAUUUAUUCAGGAGCAUCGGUUGUGGUGGCUAUAUAAACCAUAACUUGUUCGAUAAAAAUUGCUACUUAUUUUAGGCACUGAUACGAGUAUUGUUCAUAAGAGUAAGGAAAUAGAAAGAAAUGAAAGAAAUAUAUAUAUAUACUUUAUCAUAUAGACAAAUUGAAAAUGAAUGAUUUAAGAAAUUACAUAAAUAUAUGGAGAAUAUAUUAUAAAUGGAAAGUGAAAUGAAAUCACUGUAAACAAACCUGUACCUACUGUGUGAAUUUUUAAAUAAAUGAACAACAAUAAUUCAAUGAA
Molecule: messenger RNA, 8050 nt
Organism: Contarinia nasturtii (swede midge)
Lineage: Eukaryota; Metazoa; Arthropoda; Insecta; Diptera; Cecidomyiidae
Gene: PTP-ER
Exons: 8
Coding region: 1087-5781 (1564 amino acids)
Biological process (GO): protein dephosphorylation
Molecular function (GO): protein tyrosine phosphatase activity
Source: RefSeq, a predicted model, not a curated record